Molecule: messenger RNA, 836 nt
Organism: Bradysia coprophila
Lineage: Eukaryota; Metazoa; Arthropoda; Insecta; Diptera; Sciaridae
Source: RefSeq, a predicted model, not a curated record
GAGAUUUUGUGCAUAAAAUUGAUAGUGUCGUUGGAGCAGUUGAAUACGUUGCUAGUUUCAGUAAACGAAGUUGAUUUAUCAUGGAGAAUAUCGCAACAUGGAUCUUAGCCGUGACCAGUAUACUAUACAAUCAAGUCGUUUGUUCGGAUAAUUCAAAUGAUUUCGAAGUGCUUUACACAUCCGCCGGUUUUGAUGGCUUAAAAUCACAAUCAUUGUCAGCAGACGAUCAACGUUUCACACGAAAUGCUUUCGAUCCGAAAACCGAUUAUGUUGGUUCACACAACGCUUUCCUUUGGAAAUAUUUUGAUAAAGCUGCCGACUAUACGAGUCACGAUGGACACGACGAUGAUGAUGAUGAUGGCCAUGUAAAAACGAAUGAAAAAUAUCACCAGGCUCCAGACGCCGAACAAUUUGAAAAAGUAGACAGUUACGAUCAAGCAUACAAUGACUAUCAAUAUGAUCGUAUCAGAAGUAUGUCGCCAAAGCAGAACCAAGAAAGUGAACAAAAUCCGAAAAAUUGUAAGAUCGUUGUGAAUGGGGCAAUGAUAUGUAGCGUAUGCAAAGAUUCCGACGGCAAUCAUUCGAAAUCAUGUUCGUUUAGCUCUGCUCCCGAUAAGCAAAAUUAUGAAUACAUCAAACAGCGAAUGACAGCUUACAAUAGCGGGGACCACGAUGAAUAGAAGAAACUUGAUAGUGAACAAGAUCAGUCGUACGAAUAUUGGGAGAGUGACAAUGCAGCAAAGUAUCGUCAGCACCAAAUUCAGACAAAAUUUUUAGAUAAAAUAGCAAAACUUAUGGAGGUGUUGUGUGUGUAUAUGUGUAAACAAGAACUAAAU